Podarcis muralis (Common wall lizard) is the source of this 2746-nucleotide messenger RNA. It is a transcript of the gene SENP8, whose product is annotated as SUMO peptidase family member, NEDD8 specific. Lineage: Eukaryota; Metazoa; Chordata; Lepidosauria; Squamata; Lacertidae. The record is from RefSeq and is a predicted model, not a curated record. Gene Ontology annotation, biological process: protein deneddylation; proteolysis. Gene Ontology annotation, molecular function: deNEDDylase activity; cysteine-type peptidase activity.
CCGAGCUGUGAGGAGAACACGCCCAAGUCGCGCGCGCACGAGCGAGCGAGGCUCGUUCUCCCUCCCCACAGCCGCGCCCCAGCCCAACCCGCACGCUAAGCCCCGCCCACGCACCUCAAAGGCGGGCGAGGGAGGGGGCGCACGGGCGACAAGAGCCGGAGCAGCUGCGCCUCCCACUCCCCCCCUCACCACCACAGUGGUCCCGUAUGUUAAUGAGCCCCCCUUUCCUUUUGCCACUACCGCGCGGAAAGGGAGCGCGGGGAGGAAAGGGAAGGGGAAGUUGCUUUCCUGUUUGACAGCCCUUGGGUUGCUAAGCCCGCCGCGCUUUACGGCCGCCCGCAGCCACCGCGAGAGCGUCGUGAGGAGAAUGAGGCCGGCGCCAGGCGUUGGUAUUUCUCUGGCUGCCGUGAGUCUGCCUGGAUAGAAUGGACCCUGUUGUCCUAAGUUACAUGGACAGUUUGCUGAGACAAUCAGAUGUCUUGUUGCUGGAUCCUCCCUGCUGGCUCAACGACCACAUCAUCGGGUUUGCCUUUGAGUACUUUGCCAACGACCAGUUCCAAGACUUCUCCGAUCAAGUAUGCUUCAUUGGCCCCGAGGUGGCUCAGUUCAUCAAGUGCACGAGCAGCCAAGAGGAGCUGGCCCUAUUUCUUGAGCCUUUGAACCUCCUCCACAAGAAAAUAGUGUUCCUGGCCAUCAACGACAACUCCAGCCAGGCUGCUGGCGGCACACACUGGAGCCUACUAGUUUACUUCCAAGACAAAAACCGCUUUGCUCACUAUGAUUCCCACACCAGGAGCAACUCUGCCCAUGCCAGACGGGUAGCAGGGAAUUUGGAGGUCUUUCUCGGCAAGAAAGGCAAAGUUGCCUUUGUGGAGGAGAAGGCCCCUGCCCAGCAGAAUAGCUAUGACUGUGGGAUGUACGUAAUCUGUAACACAGAAGCUCUGUGUCAGGAAUUUUUCCGGGGACAGCAGGAGCCAGUGCUUCAGCUCCUUACUCCCUCCUACAUAACAGGCAAGAGAGAAGAAUGGAAGGAACUCAUUGCUAAGCUGUCCCAGAAGUGACCUGCCAAUCUCCAAUUAUUGUCGUUCUUGUCUUGCUCUCAGUGCCUGAGGGGAGGGAAGCUUGUACAUAGGGUUUUCCCAACAGAAAGAAUGUAUUCACCUCUGUGUUUCUGCACUGCCUUAUUCUGCUGCUGAUCAGAAUAGAGCUGAGUCGUAGGAAAGUUACAUGUCUUCUCUGAAGCGUCGGGCAGUUCUGGCUUUGGCCAUUUAUCCCACCCCCUUCCAAUAUCCCAAAAAAUUCUCACAACACCCAAAUUCUUUGUGUGUGAUCAAUUUUCAGUGAUGUCAGUGACAUUGUAUAUUUCUGCCUUUAUUCAAUUGUUUCAGCCAUCUUUCAGAACUCAUGCAGAAACCAUCAGAAGUCAGAUAAGAUGUUAUAAUGGUACCAGCCAUCUUGUUUCAGAACUCCCCAAAAUAUUGUUCCUGCUUUUCUGAAUAAGGAUUGUUGCAUCAAAUGUUUUGGCUACCUUGAGAAAACUGUACACAUCAGUAUGAUGACAAAGAAUUUCUAUAUUGUAAGCCUUGCUGGCAAGAAAUGCGGUAGUUUCUGCUGUUCAGUUUCUAGCAGUACUUCCUGCAUCACUUUGAUGUGUUUUAGCUGGACUUAGUUCCUAGAACUAAGGAUUUCUGGAUACACUUAAGGAAACAGGAGGGCAUGAGAGCAAUUUUGUAUUUAUUAGGGGCAUGGAUUGGCUUUGAUUUCCACUCCAACAGCAAGUGCACAGCAGCUUGCUCCAUUCUGCUCUAUGCCUUGUGGGAAUCUGCAACUUAGAAAAGCAGCAUACUGGUAACAAAAGGAAGCAAUGGAUUCAUUAGUCCUCUUGAUGUGUCCCCUGCUUGCAGCUACUCUUCAUUAGUAACAAUAAGUGGGGUGGGAGGGGAACUAUCCUCAGCUGCAUAUAAAACUCUUCUAUUGCUGGGUAACACUGGAUUGCUUCCUUCUGUGAAACAUGCAGCUUUGCUUAAAAAAAGUAAGUGGACCUAUCCUGUUGGAUAGCAUACCCUGGUGGGUGGUGGAGCCCAAAUGGCUGUAUCCUUUGUUUUUCCUGCUAGCUUUUAAUUUAUUUUGUUAUUUACCAAGGAAUGAUGCCUUAGCUGCACAUCCUGUUUCCUAAUGCUGCACGAGGAAACACAGCAAACAAGUUCUUCAAUUAUUCAAGUGUGUGAUGGCACUGUUGGGGCAGAAAAGCUUUAAUCAUUUUUUCAUUGCACAUGUGUAGAGAGGAGGCCUGAUGACUUUUACUCUGUUUGGGAAAAUCUGCAGCCAAAAAUAAUAAAGAGAACUGUCACUUCAAAGAGUUGUGUUCGGGUUUAUCAUGGGGGCUUUUGUUCUCGUAGCUCCCUUAAAUAAGCAAGGGAUACAUACAUAACAGGAAGGAGGAGGAAGGUGGUCUUGGAGCAAGCAUCCCUAGAACAGCUGCUCUGUGCAUACCUGCUGUCAACCUGCUGUUGUGCCUGGCUAGAACAAAGUCAUUAGACUCAAGCCCCUUCCAUUUGUUUCUUGUUACCCCAAAAGAAAAGGAGCCUAUCUAGCAGCCUGUCAAAAUAUUUGUGAAACGGUAAUGUAACAUAAAGAAUUGAAUCACAGUGAAAGCAAAGAGUAUGAUUCAUUUUUGUAGUAGGGAGGAUGUUUAGAACAAAUUAAGACUUAAUAAAAGUUUAAUAAAUAGCUAUAUGUUCCUCCA